This is a messenger RNA of Musa acuminata subsp. malaccensis (wild Malaysian banana), 1218 nucleotides long. Lineage: Eukaryota; Viridiplantae; Streptophyta; Magnoliopsida; Zingiberales; Musaceae. The record is from RefSeq and is a predicted model, not a curated record.
GAGAGUCCCACCCCCAGAGCUUGUCACGUACACAUCUUCCAUCUUGACUGAUGGUUACACAUGCAUGGAAGCCACAGCGAGAGAAAGAGAGAGAGAGAGAGAGAGAGAGUGCCGUGAUGUUGUUGUUACAGCACUGCUUGGUUGUUCUUUGAGAAGCCAAAAGCCUUGUUCAUAAGAGAGCCAUUCUGUCAUUUAACCUGUUGAAGAAGAAGAAGAAGAAGCAGAAAAAACGAUCUCAGCCCUUGCUCUGCAUCUCACGCUAAUGGGAAGGAAGAACGAGAUCAACCUCCUAUCCUGAGAAAAGAGAGAGAGGCCUGCAGACGGCAAGAUCUCUCUGCAUCGCUCUCCUUCGUCACCAACUGGUACUCUCUCCCAAGAUCUUGUGUUCUCCAAAGCUACUAAGCUUACUACACACUUCCGACGCAGAUGGGUGGGCGCGAGACCCGCGACUUCAUGAGUGUGGACGCCUUCUCCCAGCUCCCGUUCUUAAGGCCCGCCCACGACAAGCCCUCCUCCAACGCCUCAGGCAUCCGCCUCUUUGGCGUCGAAGUACCCCGCGAGCCUCACGAAGACCCCCGCGAGCCUCACGACGCCGAGGAAUCCUCCAAGGACCUCACCGCCAACACCAACACCGGCGACGGCGGGGGCGGUGGGAGUGAGAGCGGGCGCCGGUUCGAGUGCCACUACUGCUGCCGCCACUUCCCCACGUCGCAAGCCCUUGGCGGGCACCAGAACGCCCACAAGCGCGAGCGCCACCACGCGAAGCAAGCUCAGCUGCACCCGGCCAUGGUGGCAUCGCUCCACCACCAGCCAUCCGCUCUCGACGGCCAUGGCGUCUAUGGAUUCAACUACCACCACCAACACCUACACCACUGCCGUCUUGGGUUUGAUCCCGCUGCCCCUCCCCACUACUCUCCAUGGCGCACCGGUGCCAGCGUCGGCGCUCGUUUCUUUAUGGGGCCUGGUGCGGCGGCGGCGCCGAUCACCGGGAGCCCAUUGAUACGGAGAGUUCCGGCGGGCGUGCAUGGCGGCGGACGCACGGGUUUGAUUCCUAGUAGUGAUGGGGUGAUGCCAUUGCCGCUGAUACGAGAAGAUGUAGCGGGCGUUGGUUGGAGUGGUAAUGCUGCUAUUUCUUCUUCGUCUUCAAGUAGUCAAUUUGCUUAUGAGUCGAUGCAAACGGAGACCGUGAGUUUGGAUUUGCACCUGUAACAUGAAAUC